Kuraishia capsulata CBS 1993 is the source of this 825-nucleotide messenger RNA. RefSeq lists its product as uncharacterized. The record is from RefSeq and is a predicted model, not a curated record. Gene Ontology annotation, molecular function: magnesium ion binding; RNA-DNA hybrid ribonuclease activity; nucleic acid binding. The coding region runs from base 1 to 825 and encodes 274 amino acids. Lineage: Eukaryota; Fungi; Ascomycota; Pichiomycetes; Pichiales; Pichiaceae. Gene Ontology annotation, biological process: DNA replication, removal of RNA primer. The transcript has a single exon.
AUGGGCAAAUCCAAAGGUGGAUACUACGCGGUGAGGAACGGUAGAAGCAAGGGUGUGUACAACUCCUGGAGCGAUUGCUUGAAACAGGUCACUGGAUACUCCAAUGCCUCAUUCAAGAAAUUUGAUACGAUGGCUGAGGCCAGUGCGUUUGUUAGUGGAGGGUCUCGAGGUGGAUCUGCGAGGGCGUCCACGGCGCAUAAUUCACCUUCUAAUGGGCCGUACAGUUUGUCUUCCUCGCGGUCCUACGCGCUUUCAUAUGCGCAGCGAUCUCCGGGGCAAGUUUCUAAAUCUCUUAAAGCUACAGAUGCCACCCCAGACGGUGCAUCUACUUCUCCACAAACAGUGGAUCAUUCCAAACACAUUUACGUUGACGGAGCGGCCAGGGGAAAUGGCCGCGGAAACGCUCGUGGCGGGGCGGGAAUUUACUACGGCCCUGGAGAUCCCAGGAACAAAUCAAUUCCAUUGCCAGAUACAACCAACCAGAAAGCUGAGCUUCUGGCAAUGCGCGAAGGACUAAAGGGCGCGCUGAAGGAUACAUCGAACAAAUAUACCAUCCAUUCUGACUCGCAAUAUGCGAUCAAGAGCUCCACCAUCUGGUACAAACGGUGGGAAGAAAAUGGGUGGAAAAAUACCAAAGGCGAACCAGUUGCCAACAAAGAACUUGUUCAGGACGUGGUUCAGGCCAAGCGGGCUUUGAACGAUGUUUACGAGUCUAAGGGCUGGGGUAAGGUUGAGAUCAAGCACGUCAAUGGACACUCAGGUGACCCUGGAAACGAUGCUGCUGAUGCACUGGCAAAUAGAGGUGCGGAUGCAGUAAAAGAUUAA